GUCAGCUUCGUCUCGAUGCAGGUUAUGGAGAACUCUUAAAUCAAUUCUAUAAAGAACCGUGCAAAUAGCCGCUCUAAACUUGUGAUCUCAUACAAUUCAUCUUUACAUCAUCACCCAAACAUCUCACAACCUCAUUACCCACGUGAUCAACAUCGUUUCUGUCUCAUUACCAUUCUAUCAACAUGACCACCACCGAAGAGCCAAAGCAGACCUACCGCGGCAACUGCCACUGCAAAGCCUUCGUCUACGAGGUCCAGCUCCCAGAGAUCAAGUCCGCCAACGCCUGCAACUGCAGCCUCUGCACCAGGAAGGGGACCCUCUGGGUGAUUCCCCAACGCGACGACCUGCGCUUCGUCAAGGGCGCCGAGGACGAUCUCUCGACGUACAACUUUGGUCCGGGCCAGAUUACGCACAAGUUCUGCGGAAACUGUGCUACGCCCAUCCUGGCGGAUUCCCCCAACGGAAUAGUCCUAAACGUGCGCUCGAUCCAAGAUCUCGAUAUUUUCGGGAUGGAGAAGAAGACUUGGGACGGCGCGUCUUCCGGCGCCAAAUACGAGCCUCACACCCACAAGGGCCCCAGGCCGACGGCCGAGGUCGAAGGGGGCAAGCUCUACACCGGCAGCUGCCACUGCGGCGCUCUGACGGUCGCCGUCGUCAGCAAGCCCAUUGACGAGACGUACGAAGCCGAAAUCAUCGAGUGCAACUGCAGCAUCUGCGAAAGGAAUGGAUACGUCUGGUUGUACCCCAACACCGACCAAGUCGUGCUGACGGGAGACGACGCCAAGAUUGGCCGCUACAUUUUCGGGCACCACAUCCUCGCAAAGACGUUUUGCAAGACGUGCGGCGUCCCCGUCACCAAUGCGAUCAACCCUCUGAGCGAGGAGGAGCAGAGUAAUCUGGUGGAGCGAGCGCAGUACUGGUACGAGAGGUCGAAGACGAGACAUCCCGUCAACGCGCGGGUCCUCGACGGAGUGGAACUGAAGAGUCUGAAGGUUCUCCAGAUCGAUGGCAAGACUGAGCAUCAGCCUGGAUACGUGAACCCCUGAGGCGGGACUGUAGCGGCUUUCACCGGUGAAUUAGGCGAGGCGUUGAGGAC
Molecule: messenger RNA, 1096 nt
Organism: Colletotrichum phormii
Lineage: Eukaryota; Fungi; Ascomycota; Sordariomycetes; Glomerellales; Glomerellaceae
Product: glutathione-dependent formaldehyde-activating enzyme
Exons: 5
Coding region: 183-1046 (287 amino acids)
Molecular function (GO): carbon-sulfur lyase activity
Source: RefSeq, a predicted model, not a curated record